Suillus bovinus is the source of this 1233-nucleotide messenger RNA. Its product is annotated as amidohydrolase 2. Gene Ontology annotation, molecular function: hydrolase activity. The record is from RefSeq and is a predicted model, not a curated record. The transcript has 7 exons. NCBI's taxonomy places the organism in Eukaryota, Fungi, Basidiomycota, Agaricomycetes, Boletales, Suillaceae. Bases 1 to 1233 code for a protein of 410 amino acids.
AUGUACAGAGAACUAGCCAAAGCUACCUUCGGGUACCCUAUAAUCGAUAACCACGCCCACCCAUUCCUGAAAUCAAAGCACCGCGACGCCAUCCGAUACGAAGUACUCAUAUCCGAGGCCCAAGGCGACGCCUUAGACGACGCCGUCUACACUCUUCCUUGCCUGCGUGCAACAGCUCAGUUAUACAAGCUAUUCGGAUUGACAGGUGACGAUGCUACCUGGGAGGGCGUUAAAAAGAAGAGGCUCGAGUUCGAUUAUGCAGAGUUGUGUAAGCUCUGCAUGGAACCUACGGGAAUUCAGUGCAUACUGUUCGACGAUGGAUUGGGUGGAAUCGCAGAAAUGGCCGAAGAAUUGAAUUGGCACGACCAGUACACUGGAAGUCCAUCGAAGAGAAUUGUGAGAUUAGAAGUGGAGGGCCAGAACAUCUUACAAGACAUCCUCGUCGCAAAUGCCAACUCGGCUCUGUCGAUCGAUGUUCUCUGCGACACAUUCCUGAAGGAGUUCACCACUUAUAUGAAUAACACUGCCGUAGAUGAUCGUGUGGUAGGGUACAAGUCUGUUGCUUGUUACAGAACCGGUCUGGAUGUCAACCCUGCUCCCUGCAGCGUAGAUGAACUCUACGAGUGCCUGGCAUCUGCAUCCCAGCAGUUCAAGGAAAAGGGUUCCAUUCGCUUCGAGCACAAAGCUUUGAACGAUCACCUGGUCAAGAUAGUUCUCGAUAUCGCAGGCAAAUGCAAAAAACCUAUCCAGUUCCACACAGGUCUCGGAGACAAUGAGAUCACGUUGACAAAGUCUUCUCCAGCACAUAUGCAGCCCAUCAUCAAGGCCUUCCCAGACACCAUAUUUGUUCUUCUGCAUUCCAGCUAUCCUUACACGAGAGACGCUGGGUACCUCACGUCCGUGUACAAGAACGUUUAUCUCGACUUCGGAGAGAUUUUCCCCUUUAUCUCUGCUGACGCCCAACGCACCGUGGUACGCCAAGUGCUUGAGUUGGCGCCUACUAAUAAAAUCUUGUGGUCCACUGAUGCGGCGUGGUGGCCGGAAAGGUUCUACCUUGCCACUAUCCAAGCUCGCGAGGUAAUAUACGAGGUCCUAGCGGGUUUCGUCAGCAAACAAGACCUCACGGAAGACCAGGCGGUGUCUAUCGUGAAGAUGGCAUUCUUUGAAAAUGCGAAUCGGAUCUAUAUGCUAGGGCUUCAGCCGAACGUCAACAUUUUGUCUCCCCGGGCAUAA